AUGCCGGAUCUGACAGAUGACGCCGACAAGGGACCUGGAAUCUCACAAGCAGAGCGCGCUGGUGAGAAUGCUGGCGAGCCACCCUCAAAGAGACGACGACGCGAGUCGGGAGAGCGGCAGCAACGUGAGAUUGGUCUGAUGAGACAGAGCGAUGGCGCGAAUGUACCAAGCUUUGUAGGCAGCUCGAGUGGCAUUCACUUUGUUCGAUCGGUAUACAACGCUUUGGAAAAGUCCCGUGUGCACAUACCGCCUCAGACACCAGACCAAAAUAUCGUACCCGGGGAAGAGGAUCAGCUGGAUGAAGCAGUACCUUACAGCUCGAAGAACCUCUGGGCACUGGAUGAAUCAGAGACAGCCAAUUCUGGAUUUUCUGCCUUCGAUUUUGAUGAUCUACAAAUGUGGAGCGAGAGCUACUUCGAGAAUUGGCACACUGCUUAUCCUUUUGUUCAUGCACCUACAAUCCUUGAAUAUCUGGAGCAACAUGUUGGACCAGCCACUCUACCAGAGUUGUGUAAGCAGCGAAGCCCAAGCUUCACGAUCAUACGCUCGAUCAUGUCAAUCUCUCUUGCCGACCGUAGGCAGUCGGGACGCACGUUUGAGAAGCCGCUGCCUGCAUCCCUUGUCUUCCUUUCCUUCAGAGAAGCCAUGGACAGUGUGCAAGAUAUGCUGUUCAAGCCAUCUUCAAUCGAUGCGCUGCAAGCAGUGGUCUCGGUACAGCUUUUUCUGGUGUCCAUGCUACGUCUCAAUGGAGCAUCGAGACUUGGUGGUAUGAUUGUGCGGAUGGCAUUUCAGCUAGGAUUGCACAGGUGUCCCGCGAGAUAUGCAGGCUUCGAUCGCGAACAAGCUGAACUCCGCCGUCGGCUGUUCUGGACAAUAUACUGUAUCGAUCGCUAUCUCAGUCAGUCCUUGGGUCUGCCUCUGACUAUUCGUGAUGAUGACGUGGAUGUCUGUCACUUCGACGAUGAGAGACAUCCAUCUGAUGGUCGUCGGCAAGCAGCUAUGGAUGACCGGCUCAGAACGCUAAGCUUUCUCACCAAACAUGCUUCGAUCAAAGGACAGAUCGUGGAGCUCCGCAACAAGUCCAUUCAUCAACGGACCGGCAACCGGGAUCUUGCUACACUAAUCGGAUCUCGUAUCGGCAAGUGGGCCAACGAUCUCCAGUAUAUCCUAGAUGCCGCUGACCAUGAUGAACCUGGUCGAUUCAGCACGUUGCAGGAGGUGGUCCUCCUAGUUUCACAACAUGAACUCGUCAUAUCUCUCAAUCGACCUCUACUGGCGCUCGAGAAGCACACACCAGAGUAUAUGGCGGCUCUGCAGACUUGUAUCCGUGCCUCUGAUACUAUAAUCACCACUCUUCAUAAGUAUGUCUUUUUCCGACUCGUUCAGAGGGGUGAAGGACCAUCUACAGCACCUUUGUUAUGGCCCUCACUGACUUGGUGUGUGUGGAUGAGUGCAUUCAUCGUGCUUCACGCAGCGAUCGAGGGAGAGAUGCCAAGACACAUUGCGAGAAACCUUGCAGAUAAUAGCGUGGAGAUUCUCAGGCAUCUCGCUCUACGAGGAAGUGUUUGGCCAAAUGUCAGUGCGUUUGCUAUCGAUGACCUGUUUCUGAGACUGCUUCUCGACUCUACUGCUACAACGCCACAGUCACCGCCACUCGAAGCCAAUCAUGUCGAGCCGCGCAACGACACCAGUUCUCAGAAGACUGGUGGACCAAGUACGCGUCGUCCUCUCCGUGACAAUCCGCGCCUGUUCAACCGCUUCAACACAGCGAGUCAACAGAACAACCAUCCCAAUAACGCCGCGGAUUUGGAAGGACAAUCUUUCUCAUCAUCUGAACCACAGCUGUAUAUUCCUUGGCUACCUGAGGCCGAUGCAGCUGCAGCCACUAGUGACAAUAUCUUCGAGCAGUUCGACAUUCCUUUCUGGAUAGGCGAUGAUCAAUACUCUUCAGUCUUGAACUUCGAUCUCUAG
This is a messenger RNA of Aureobasidium uvarum, 1971 nucleotides long. The record is from the annotation of a GenBank genome assembly. Lineage: Eukaryota; Fungi; Ascomycota; Dothideomycetes; Dothideales; Saccotheciaceae.